This is a messenger RNA of Amaranthus tricolor (Joseph's coat), 2536 nucleotides long. RefSeq names its product protein KINESIN LIGHT CHAIN-RELATED 1. Gene Ontology annotation, molecular function: protein binding. NCBI's taxonomy places the organism in Eukaryota, Viridiplantae, Streptophyta, Magnoliopsida, Caryophyllales, Amaranthaceae. Bases 106 to 2049 code for a protein of 647 amino acids. The transcript is spliced from 3 exons. The record is from RefSeq and is a predicted model, not a curated record.
GGUUUUGCUUAUUCAAGUCCAAACUCUACAAUUCUACAAUUCACUCAAAAGGGUUUUGGUUAGGGUUUAUCACACUCAAUUGUUCUAGCGCAUCUGAUAGCAAAAAUGAGAAGGGCAUCAUUCAAAUUUCUCCAUGUCUCCAAACUCAAAUCGUCAACAACACCCAUAAUUUCACGUCUAUUAACCACCCAAAUCUCGUCAACUUCAGCUUCAACCAAUCAAUCAACAACAAACCCAUCUUUUUCUUCAUCUACCCAUGUAAAUUUUCCCCCUAAAUUAAAGGGUUUACUGUUUUCAUCUCCAAAAACCCAUCAAUUCCAGAAAAACCCAUCUCAAAAUUUCAGUACCCGACUUAUAAAUCCUUCUAAAUUGCCGUCUAGACAGAGAAAAAUUACAGAAAGAGCCCAAAUUGAAGAGGAAUUUGAGGAAGCAAAGACAGCAGAAGAAAUGCUUGAAGCUUUUAAAGAAAUGGAGGCAAAUUUUGAUGAGAAAGAUCUUGGAUUAGCUAGCUUGAAAAUUGCUCUUCAACUUGAGCAAGAAGGUGCGGACCCUGAAAAGAUUCAAACUUAUGCUAAUAGAGCUUUAUCUGCUGUAAGUAUUGAUGAUAAAAAUUCAUUACCUGUUGCAAUGACUUUACAGCUUUUGGGUUCUACUAAUUUAAGCUUAAAGAAGUAUAAUGAUGCUUUAAUUUAUCUUAAUAAGGCUAAUAAGAUGUUAAUUAGAUUAGAGGAAGAGGGUAAUUUUAAACCUCAUGAUAUAAAACCUAUUCAAUAUACUGUUUAUAUGGAAUUGGCUAAUACUAUGACUGCUAUGGAUAGAAGAGAGGAGGGUUUAGAGAAUUUGAAAAAGUCUGUGGAAAUCAAGGAGUUUUUAUUGGGGAAAGAUAGUAAAGAAGUUGGUAAUGCAUAUAGAGACUUAGCGGAGGCGUAUGUAGCGAUUUUGAACUUUAAGGAAGGCUUGCCUUAUUGUUUGAAAGCAUUGGAGGUGCAUAAGGAAGAAUUAGGGAAUAACUCGGUUGAGGUUGCACAUGAUAGGCGGCUUCUUGGUGUUAUUUAUACCGGAAUGGAUCAGCAUGAGAAGGCAUUAGAGCAAAACCAGUUAGCUCAGAAGGUUUUAAAGAAUUGGGGUCGAACCGCUGAUUUGCUUCGUGCUGAGAUUGAUGCCGCUAAUAUGCAUGUAGCUCUUGGGAAGUAUGAUGCCGCUAUAAACACAUUGAAAAGUGCUGUUCAGCAGACGGAGAAGGGUAGUGAGAAUCGAGCUCUUAUUUUUAUUACUAUGGCUAAAGCAUUGGUUUGUCAAAACAAGUAUCCUGAUGCAAAGAGGUGUUUAGAGAUUUCUUGUGGUAUACUCGACAAAAAGGAAAAGUCGAAACCAUUAGAAGUUUCUGAGGCGUAUAUGGAGAUGUCGAUGCAAUAUGAGACGAUGAAUGAGUUUGAAAUCGCUGUUUCUUUGUUAAAAAGAGCUCUUGCUUUGCUUGAGAUGCUACCUCAAGAGCAGCAUUCUGCAGGAAGUGUAUCUUCUAGGAUUGGUUGGUUGCUCUUAUUGACAGGUAAGGUUACGCAGGCUAUUCCAUAUUUGGAAAGUGCUGCUGAAACCCUGAAAGAGAGCUUUGGUUCCAAGCAUUUUGGAGUUGCUUAUAUCUAUAACAACUUGGGGGCGGCUUACAUGGAGUUGGAAAGACCAGAGUCCGCGGCACAGAUGUUUGCUGUUGCAAAGGAUAUAAUGGAUGUUGCACUUGGUCCUCAUCACGCUGAUACGAUUGAUACGUGUCAAAACAUGUCAAAAGCAUAUGCUGCCAUGGGAAGCUACCCCCUUGCAAUAGAAAUCCAACAAAAGGCAGUUGAUGCAUGGCAUGGUCAUGGGGUAAUGGCACAAGAUGCACUUGCAGAAGCGAUAAGAGUUCUUGACAUGCUGAAGAUGAAAGCACUUGGUGUUUCAGACUCCCUGUCUGAAGCGUCCACAACAAAUGCGUUGCCCUUACCUCAAAGUAGCGAUCCUACAAGGAGCUUGCAACCGAAUCGCUUACCAAAUACACCGUGGAGGCAAUGAGAUGCAUUUUUGACAAAUUGUAUCAACUUAUGCACCACUGGUAUGACCUAUUACAGGAGGGAGGGAGAGAAUAUCCGUUUAUUACAUUAAAUUGACGCUGUGAUCUUAGAACCAAAAUGUUCGGGUAUAGCAUGUCUUCCCUCGUAAUGGCUUGUGUAAGCUUGAAAAUCUUGUAUCUGAAAACCUUGUAAAAUGGAAGGUGGUUGCCUGCUUGAUUCAAAUGAUGGAUUACUGAAGAAGGUGACUCUGGUUGGCGCUUCAGUGGCGUUGCUCUUUCAAAGCACCGUAGCUUUCAGAUUCCGCCUCAUUUUCUGAUGCUCAUGACUAUAUCGUAUUUCUCUUAGUUUGUGAAAAUCUUCAAGUGCCCAUGCCCCAUCGUAAAUUAUACUCCGAUUAUAUUAGUUUUCUUUAAGAAAAUUGUAGAAGUAGUUCAAUAAAUUAUGCAAUAUUACAUGUCAAAUGUCAUGGCCUCUUUUUUUUUUUUUUU